AUGCAACGAGGCGCUGUGAAGUCGAAAGACAAGCUGAACUGGUACACUAUCCGUCUCCUCGCCUUUAUUGGACUCGGGUCGUUGACCUUUGGAUACCCCGCCGCGGUGAUUGGGACAUUGCUUGUGGAAUAUUUUAACCUGGAAACGCGAUCCAAUGGAACGGACCUUAUAUCUACCAUGAACGGCAUAUUUCAAACAGGAGGUUUUAUAGGGACCCUUCUUUUACCCUGGGUGGCCGACAAAUGGGGCAGGCGUUGGGCACUGGCUGUUCCUGCAAUCCUUGUCUUUGUUGCCGGAGCCGUGAUGGCAGGCAGCACCAACGUUGGCGAAUUCAUAGUAUUUCGAUUCUUUGCCGGUGCCGGUUCAUGGAUGUCGGUCGCAGCUGCCCCGCUCAUGAUGAGUGAACUCGUUCCCGUCAAUCUACGAGGUGGCCUUGUGGAGAUCCACGGGAUUUUCUUUCAAAUUGGCUAUAUGUCGUCAGGCUGGAUCGGGUUUGGGACCUUUUUCUGGCCAAAUAACGGAAACAACUGGCGCCUCCCGGUCGCUCUCCAGUGUCUUUCUCCAUUACUGCUACUGUGUGGCCUUCCGUUCUGCCCAGAAAGCCCGAGAUGGCUUGUCAUGCAGAACCGAGACGAAGAGGCCAAGCGUGUACUGGAGAAGGUGCACUCUCACUCUGACGAGGGCCACGAUAGAGCCCACGCAGAACUGUACCAGAUCCAGAAACAGGUCGCCAUUGACCGGGAGUUGAAAUGCACUUGGACACAAUUGUUUCGCAAACCCUCCUACAGAAAGAGAGCUAUUCUGGCAAUUGGGACCACCGGAAUCGUCCAGUUUGCCGGCGUCUUGGUCAUUAACAAUUAUGGACCAGUCAUCUACAAACUUCUCGGCUACGGACCCGAAAAGCAACUACUCUUUCCCGUCGUGUGGUUGACAGUCGGAUUCUGCCUCUUCCUUGUCGCGCCAGGCUUGAUCGAUCUGUUCCCCAGGAACAUUCUGUUGGGUGGCGGGAUUAUCGGCUGCUCCGUUAUGUUGAUGAUCAUAUCUGCGUUGAUCGCCAAUUUCGUCCCGUCAAACAACACUGCCGCCUUGAAGGCGACCGUGGCAUGCUUCUACCUGUAUCAGCCAUUCUACGUUAUCGGGCUUGAUGGCACUCAAUUCACCUUCCUCGGCGAGAUCUUCCCCACGCAUCUUCGCGCGAAGGGCGUCUGUCUUGGUUCUGCAGUGAUUGCGUUGAUGAACAUCAUCUGGCUUCAGUCUGCACCGACAGCAUUGGCGAAUAUCGGUUGGAAAUACUUCCUGGUCUUCAUCAUCGGUGGAGUCAUAGGCGGUGUCUUGAUCCUCAUAUUUUGGCCCGACACAAGAAACAUGCCCUUGGAAGAGGUUGCCGCCAUUUUUGGUGACGAAGACGAAGUCGCCGUUUAUCAGUACGAGCUCGAGAUCGACCCGACGACUCAUACGGUCAGGGACCACCACUUGGAGAGCAAAGUACUGCAGGCACAGCAGGUCGAGGGUGAGAGGAAGGACGGUCAGGUGGAAGUGUUGCCGGAAACUCGAACGGACUGA
Messenger RNA from Cladophialophora psammophila CBS 110553, 1563 nucleotides. RefSeq lists its product as uncharacterized. The record is from RefSeq and is a predicted model, not a curated record. Gene Ontology annotation, cellular component: membrane. The coding region runs from base 1 to 1563 and encodes 520 amino acids. NCBI's taxonomy places the organism in Eukaryota, Fungi, Ascomycota, Eurotiomycetes, Chaetothyriales, Herpotrichiellaceae. The transcript has 8 exons. Gene Ontology annotation, biological process: carbohydrate transport; transmembrane transport. Gene Ontology annotation, molecular function: carbohydrate:proton symporter activity.